Cylindrotheca closterium is the source of this 913-nucleotide messenger RNA. NCBI's taxonomy places the organism in Eukaryota, Bacillariophyta, Bacillariophyceae, Bacillariales, Bacillariaceae. The record is from the annotation of a GenBank genome assembly.
AUGGCGUUUGCAGGCUGCAUCAAGCUGAAGGAUGUCGUGUUCAAUCAUGGACUAGAACAAAUCAAGGUCGAAGCGUUCUCUCGGUGUUCAAGUCUUGAAGAAGUGAACCUGCCAGCGACUGUGGGAGUUGUGGGAAAGAAAGCUUUUGCAAAAUGUGAUCAGCUAGUGACAGUAUCACUGUCCGAAGGGCUUGUUCGAAUUGAUGAUGGUGCUUUUGCGAACAGUAACAAGUUGGAUGUUAUCAAGAUACCGAUUUCUGUUGAAUCUGUGGGCAAGAACAUCGUACCUAAAAGUACCAAACAAGAAAUGGCACAGAAGACGACUACUCCUGAAAAUGCAGAGAUAUUGGAAAAGGAGAUAGAGGCUGCUACCGAGAUAGUUGAUGCCGCGUCAGCAAUCACAGAAACGACAAACAAUACAUCUCAAAAGCAAGUGAAAGGAAAAUCUAAGACAUGGGCAUCCAUGUCUUCUUUCGUAUCUUCUGCACUGUCCCCAUCGUGGAACACAAAACGUCAGCCACAGGACGAAAAGAAAACAAAUGCUGAAUCACCAAUUAGCAAAUCGAACGCAACAGUGCAAUCAUCAAUGGAUAAUGACGAAAGCGAUACCGUGUUUGUCUACUUGGGUGGCAAUCAAAAGGUCCCCAAGGAUGUCAUUCGAGUCAGAAUCGAUCCGACCGUCAAGAAAAUAGAACCAAGCGCCUUCGCUCGGUGUAAGGGCCUGACAGAUGUCGAGUUCUCGGAAAACCUUGUCGAGAUUGGAUUUUCGGCUUUCUAUUACUGUUCCUCUGUGACGCUCGUUCGGCUUCCAUCGAGAACUGAGGUCAUAGGAAACAUGGCAUUUCUUGGCUGUUCGAAUCUUGUAGAAGUGUCUGUCCCUUCGACAGUUGCAUAUGUUGGAAAAAGUGCCUUUG